AAAGCAUCUUCUUCUACGGAGUACAUAGUCCACUCCUCUUGCCACCACUCUCUCCGCCCACAGCAGAAACGACGCAUUUAUUGAUUCAAUCCUUCAGCAGAUCUCAGAAACUGCUACUUUUGUGAACAUACACACCAACACACACCUCUCACACUCCAUUUCGAAAACCGUCUACCAGCCUAUCAUUCAGCCAUGGCCAACUACCUAGCCUCCAUCUUCGGCACGGAGCAAGACAAGGUCAACUGCUCGUUCUACUACAAGAUCGGCGCGUGCCGGCACGGCGACCGGUGCUCGCGAAAACACGUCAAACCCUCAUACUCGCAGACGAUCCUCAUGCCGAACCUGUACCAGAACCCGGCGUACGACCCGAAGAACAAGAUGAACCCGUCACAGCUCCAGAACCACUUUGACGCCUUCUACGAGGACCUGUGGUGCGAGAUGUGCAAGUACGGCGAGAUCGAGGAGGUGGUCGUGUGCGACAACAACAACGACCACCUGAUCGGCAACGUCUACGCCCGCUUCAAGUACGAGGACAGCGCCCAGGCCGCCUGCGACGCCCUCAACGGCCGGUGGUACGCCGCGCGCCCCGUCUACUGCGAACUCAGCCCCGUCACCGACUUUAGAGAGGCUUGCUGUAGACUCAACUCCGGCGAGGGAUGCGUCAGAGGAGGGUUUUGCAACUUCAUCCACCGUAAAGAACCUAGCGCCGAACUCGACCGAGAACUCGAACUCAGCACCAAGAAAUGGUUGAAGGAGAGAGGUCGGGACGAACGAAGCGUCACCAGAAGCCCGUCCCCGGAACCCACGAGGAAGAGAUAUUGAGUGCCCGCGGUCAGCCCGAAAAAAAAAACCCAUUGGUAUGGAUAGGACUUCAGAGCGAGAGGAAGAAAAAUAAAAUUGGUCUCUGUGAUACUCGAAAGGUCAGGACUCUCGACUAGAGAUACAGCCUCACAACAACUUCUCGAAAGAUGCGUACCACUCAACUAUCUAAAUACCCUGCGCGGGAACGGGAUCGAAUACGGAUGGAACGCGACCUCUCAAGAAGAUCAAAAGGAUAAGAAUCCUGCGUAUUCGGUCCGACGUGAAAAGUUGUUUUCUGAAGUUUUGUUCUCCGGCAACUAAAGGCAUCGCGCAUCUGAAGAGUGGGCAAAACUCACAGGAUGUGAAGACAUCAGUGGCCACCUUAACCUGGGGUGGGUUGAUCAACUUGUGCGCACCGAUCCCAGUCCCGAAGAUCCAAGGGACUCGCACGUGAGAACACGCAACACGUGGCAAGUCUGUGGUAUUGUCAAGUGUACUUCGUGUUUUGCACGUUGGCCACAACAUGAGGUCUCCUUAUCACCUGAGAUUUGAGAUGGGGAUGCCCUGCCCCGUCCGAUAGGGACAUCAUUCGAUUCGCUUGUAGGCAAGAGAUUUAGAUAGCACUUGAGAAUGCAUCUUGAUCAAUCCUAUCUCUUUCACUAUUAGUUUCUUUUCAAAACCCGAGCAUUAGGUUGUCUAUAGCACCCAAGGGGACCGAGAUAAUAUUUG
This is a messenger RNA of Exophiala oligosperma, 1530 nucleotides long. RefSeq lists its product as uncharacterized. Lineage: Eukaryota; Fungi; Ascomycota; Eurotiomycetes; Chaetothyriales; Herpotrichiellaceae. Gene Ontology annotation, molecular function: pre-mRNA 3'-splice site binding; metal ion binding. Gene Ontology annotation, cellular component: spliceosomal complex; U2AF complex. The record is from RefSeq and is a predicted model, not a curated record. Bases 193 to 822 code for a protein of 209 amino acids. The transcript has a single exon. Gene Ontology annotation, biological process: mRNA splicing, via spliceosome.